This is a messenger RNA of Gasterosteus aculeatus aculeatus (three-spined stickleback), 2238 nucleotides long. RefSeq lists its product as uncharacterized. Lineage: Eukaryota; Metazoa; Chordata; Actinopteri; Perciformes; Gasterosteidae. The record is from RefSeq and is a predicted model, not a curated record.
UUCUAUUAUCUUCUACUACUAUUUUCACAAUCACCAGGUAACCACAUCCAAAAGCACACCUUUAUUUAUCCUUUAUUUUACUCUAAAUGGUAUCAGUUAUAAAAUCGACAUCAACACUGAAACUCUGUUAGGAAAACAAGAGAGAAUAAACAACACAUUUUGGUUUAUAACAAUAAGCAGAAAGCAUGAAAAGAUACUACAUAUACCUGAAAUAACCAUGAGUGCAAAGUGAAUGUGUCAAAGAACAACAUUGGUAUUUAAUUUAUUGUUCCCAGAUCACAGAAUUGAAAUUCUUAAUUUAAUCACCGAUGACCUACUGGCGGAUACUGUACAUUUUGCUGACAUCACAAUGGAUUUGGGAUGAAACCAGUUUGUCGUUCGGAAGCUUUACCUUUCAGACAGCGGACCUGAUGUUUUAAAAGAGACACCGAAAACACACCAGAAUCCAAACGAUGAAACAUACCCAGGAACUGUAAUAAAAUAGGAAAAAACAACUGAUUAAUAACUGAUGUUACACACAGAGAGGGAGAGAGUAUAACCUCCUGUCUCGUUCUUAUUAUCUUGUCUUGCCCAUCACCCCUCCACACCACCCGAGGGCGGUAAAGCGCCAUAAAGCGGCUUUCCAGCCGCCACGGACACGAAGAAGGAGACUUUCUUUCUGCAACCAGAGGAGUCGCUCCCUCAUUGGCCCGCGGACAGAAUGCGGGUUUAACGCACUUCCGCCUUGGCUUCACUUUCCAGACUCGACCAAAUGCCUCGUCCCGCCUGUCACGGGCCGGCGGCGUCUUCGUCUUCUUCUUCUCUUCUCCCACGCGGCCCGUGGGGGUCAUCGGUGGUUUCGUCCACGAACUUCAACGCUUUCACGGCGCGGUUUCAGGCCGUUAAAGUUGACCGUCCCAGUUCGGACCGCCGUGUGAGAUGUCUUGUUCGGCCUACGGUUGUACCAAAAGACAUUGCAAGGGAUCGGACGUUAAUUUCUUCCGGUUUCCUUUUGGCGAUAAUGUGAGGCUGAACCAGUGGCUGCUGAAUGUGAGAAGAAGGAACUGGAGCCCAUCUAAAAGUUCACGCCUGUGCAGUACGCACUUCAAGGAGGAUCAGUUCUUCAUAGACAAUGAGGGCAAGAGGAGGCUGAAGGAGACUGCUGUGCCUACCAUUUUCGUCUUUCAAAACCAUUGGUUGAUCGAGGAUGUGACAAACACGAUCACACAGACCAGCCUGCUGAGUUUAAAAACCAACAUCGGUGGCGAACCUUAUCACAACGUUGUCAAUUCCGAGCAAGCGCCUAUCGAGGAGGACGACGACACCGCCAACUACGGCGUGGACGGUGUCCUUGACGACGUCCUCGACGACGACGACAUCGUCAGGGUGAUCGUCGGCGGCGAGGUCGACGAGGUCAUUUCCGACGACGAUACCGAGGGCUCGACGAGCGUAACGCCACAAUCCGCUUUGCAUGAUCACAGCUACCGGAGUCUGAAACAGGAGCAGAUCUACGUGGACACCGACCACAACUACAUUGUUUCGGGUUCUCCCAGGACACUGAAACGUAAAGUGGACGCAGUACAAGAUCAGCUCAUCCUGGCUCACAAAAAGCUCAAGCUAAAGUGUCAGGAGACGAGGCGAAUGAAGUCCAGACUCUCGUCCAUGAAGAAUCUGACCAAGGAUCUAAAGAAGAAGUUGAAUGCGGUUGAAAAAGCUCUUGCAGCAGUUCACAAGUAACGGAGGUGAUGUGCAAAAAGCACCGGGGCUGUGAGCUCAAAGCUACGGGGAAGAAGCUGUUUUCGGAAGUCUUUCCAUGUUAAAAGUCUCUUGUGGAGAUGCACUGAUCGCAAUUUUCUUCGCUGAAGUUUUCCUUUUUUGAAGAACUAAACCAGACUAACUAUUUAUAUUAUUCCUUAUUAUUCCUAUCACUGUCUCCGAACCGUCCUGAAAAUAAUGUACAGUCCCGAAGCCUUUAGAGACCUGGAGCUGUAAUCCUUCCACAGGAUUUUAUUUAAAAUAUUCCCUAUAUUUUGUUAUUUGAUGAAGAAAAAAUCUUGUCAGUGUUUUUAGCCACGUGUCUUAAGCUGCUCGUAGCCAGGUUUAAUAUUUGUCAUGUUUAUUCAUAAUUAGAUAAUAAGCUCUACUACUAGAGGGCUCUACUAUCUAAAUAAUAAUGCUAUAAAAACAUAUCCUGUAAAGAACUAUAUUUAAUUAUGUUUCUCCGCAAGAAUACAUUUUACAUCACAAUUGAACACAUCA